Colletotrichum lupini is the source of this 4590-nucleotide messenger RNA. RefSeq lists its product as uncharacterized. The record is from RefSeq and is a predicted model, not a curated record. Gene Ontology annotation, cellular component: microtubule organizing center. Lineage: Eukaryota; Fungi; Ascomycota; Sordariomycetes; Glomerellales; Glomerellaceae. The coding region runs from base 1 to 4590 and encodes 1529 amino acids. The transcript is spliced from 13 exons.
AUGGGAAAAAGCAAGGAUAUUUGUUUGCCUGCAGCGGGCAUCUGUGCCCAUUUCACUAGUUUUUGCUCGUCUUUUCUCUACUCGACUGGUCUGAAUUCAUGGUCUGAUGUCUUUCUUUUGAAGCAUUGGAUCGUAGAGGAGGCGCAUCUUCUCUUGCCUGUGCUUGCGCUUGUUCAGUUGAGGUUCUUACACCAUUCCACCUCGCCUGAUAUUUCCCAUUUCUUUUCCGUUACCUUCAAGAUCCAACCAGCUUCAUCACCAACACCAACGAAUACAUCACCAAAUAAUCAACGCGCAUCAUCUCGUCCUCCAACGGCAUUCGCUCGACCGUUCCCCCACCGCGAUCCUUGCACCUAUUGGUCUUUUGCUCGGCUGCGCAUCUCCUCCCUGUGUCCAACCAUCGCGUCUGGCCCAUCACAUCCCACCUCAUCCCACUCUUCUCCUGCAAGGGUCUGCGGUCUCCCACAUCUUGUCACUCGCUUUGCUGCCCAUUGGCGAAGAAUUCAACCUUGGAAUUGCUGCCUUUUGACUCCCCGCGUGCCUGCAGUUGGUCCCGUCACAUCCACACAGUUCCACACCCUUAAGCCCCCUGCAGCUACCCUCGUCACUUUUGUUCCGUUGCAUCAGACGCCCUUCCCCUUCCUUCUCCUGCGUGUGCGUAUUCCCGUCACCCAAGGUUCCCUUUGCGCCGCCAGCCGUGUGUGUCUCUUUCUUCUUCCGACUCGCGGCCGAUCAGUUGCAGUAGAGAGAGGGCACAGAAAGAAAUGUGCUACCUGCUCCGUCAUCCUCGCCAUUCUACAUUUCCUCUCCCACGAACUUCAUCUUGACCAAGAAACGAACCCCGUCGUCAUCUUCGCAUCGCUAAACUUCAAUUGCCAACAGAACACCCCCAAGAUAACCCUGUCGAUCGGUCGCUAUCUGCUCCCUGGACCUCCCAAGGGUCUCUUUUCGGAGCCUGACGACACCAACAUCGUUGUCCAUCGCAACACCAGCAUUGCUCGCGAACACGACAUUGACGGUGGCAAUUCACUAAAGACCAUUCCAUCUACUCCAGAUACCCAGUAUUUCUUUCCUUGCCCUGCGUUCCCAGCCUCUGUCGCCAGCUUGCCUGGGUUCCUGCGACUAGGACCCUCCACAUUUGCGCUGCGGCGAUACAACGUCUGCGACACGGCCCAGCCUCCAACGCUGGACCCAACUGCCGAUCCGACGUUGUGGGAGACAAAAGACCCGACUCGAGAGUUCGCCCGCUUGCCCUGCCUUUCCACGUUUGCAUCGGUUCAUGGCGAGCCAUCCGACGUAACGCAAAGCUCCUGUCUAGACGGCCUGUCGGUUCUCCCCUCAGUACCUACUCCCAGUCGCGUAGGCCCAAAGCUGCGGAAACCAGGUCUCGGCCUGUUCUCUCACAAUAGCAGCUCUCUUAUACCUUCAAAGCGCAUCCACAGCCACGACUCGACGGCUUUGCUACCACUGCAAUUUUCCUUUCGCUGCCGCGGCGUGCCCAGGGAUUCCUCUCCUUAUUAUUCAGUUACCAAGAACGUCGAUUGCCCUUCCCGUACUCGCAUCAUCCUGAUCCUCGACGCCUUGCUGUCGCCCAAUUCGGUCACUCACCACUCCAAUCCGACUGCCGGCGUGAUCCUCUGGGCCAAAGAGCCGUCUGAUAAUACGAAUUUCUUGGUCGACUUGCAUGCGGGCGAUUGUUCUCGUGCAAUCGGAUCAAGCACAGGACGCCGUAGUUUCUUUUCACUUAGAUACGAUGGACAGUCUUGCGCGGACUCAAUCGCGCGACCGCGAGAGGUCACUACCCUCUCCGGUCUACCCACGUCCAACUUCGAGAUCAAGUACAAGUACCAGUGCAACCCGACGGACCCCUCGAAGCGCAAAUAUUUCAUCACAGCUCUUGCACUCCGUCGAUGGCAGAGCGCCGCAUCCACCUAUCUCCAGGAUAAACUCCAGAGGAGAAGAGAGGAGGCCGACAGGUUGGCCGCGGUACGGUCAACGCAGGACAUGGCCGCCUCCGUAGAAUUACCACCACGGCAUGCGCAAAGUUCACCCGUGAAAGGCGAGUCCGUUGAUGGACGUCGGCCAAGAUCAAGUGGAGGCAAUGGAGAAUCUACAAAGAAUAAAGGCAUGGGCGCCAAGGAGAUGGAGGCAACUGUUUCCACCUUGCACAAGCAGAACUUUGACCUGAAGCUCGAGCUCUUCCACCGCCGCGAACGACAAAAUGCGCUUGAAGAGCGUAUCGACGCCCUCGAGUCCGAGAAAGCACAAAUAGACGAUGUGAACGACAAGCUACUCGACGAGUUGGAGAAGCGAGACAAGGCUGUGCAGGAGGCGGUCCAGAUGAUAGUGACUCUUGAGGCCCAGGUCGAGACGCUAUUAAAGGAGCGGGAAAUGGUUCGAAUGGUCGACGCAGCCGGUUUCCUACCUCCCGACGACCUCGAAUCUCGCCUCAGAAGCCCCACGCCCAAGCCUAGAAUAGCGGACCUGGCACGACUUGAAGAUGAUGCUAAGACGCUCAACCGCAUGCCGAGUUUUCUAUCGGACUAUACCGAAAAUACCGAGAACCUACGAAAAGUCUACCUCAGCUCGCGCGGUAGCCUACUCAGCUUACCGAGGCUCAACACGGAGGCAGUGGAUGAGACGGAUCCACGUCGUGGUAAUGGCAUGACGAGCCCGAGCCUCAGCGUCCUCAGUGAAAGUUCCUUUGUAAGUGUGUAUGGCGAGAAAGAGGACCAGGAUCAAACAAUUGUGGCCGAUGCAGACGAGCCACACUCUAUGGAUGGUGCUUUACUACACUCCGCGCCACCUCGAAAGGCUUCGUACGGUAGCGACCAGUCUGGGAUACAAAGACCACCGACCACCAUGUCGACACGAUCCAGUCGCCCAAGUAGGUCCAGUUCAACUAGUCGGGCUCCUGGUCCAGGCCAGUUCCAGUCGCUCCACGACAUCAUCGACCACACCUCGCCCCUCCAAAAGCUAGCGAGGCUCGAUCAUACCUAUCUGGACAGUCUGCCCGUUCAAGACUCUUCCCCGAUGGCAGGAAGAGGGCAGUCGCAGAAGCAGACUAAGGCCGCGAAGCGCGAAGCAUUGCGGAGAGUGACAACAGAUUCACCAGCUUCACACCCCGGCGAAGGGCUUCCUCCGACACCAGACACCAUUUCCACAUCAACGCUUCGAAGAUUCAAGACGUCGAACGACACGCUCUCGAAGCAGCGAGCUGUGUCGGAUCAACAUAGCUAUCGCUCAGUGUCAAGGGGAACGUCCAAGGAUGAUGAGGGGGAUCACGGCGGAGGUGCACGGGUAUUCCAACAUCCCCCAUCCUCUGCAUUCACUGGACCCGAAGAGCCAGCCAGUGCCCAUUACUUCGAGUCCCGGCCGCCUUUGGUCCCUCGCCCCAGGUCGGCAGAUGAAACUACGAUAUCGAAUCACAGAGAACUCGACUGGGACUCUGAUGGAGAUUCGAUGCACUCCCUCGACUCUAGCCUCGAUAUUUGGCUACAGCAAGGCAAGGACCCAAAGUACAUUGCACAGCAGCGGAGUGAGUCUCCGGACCUAUUCAGCUUUCCUCCGUCCGGCGGAUGGAACACAGCUGGCAUGUUCGGUUCUUCUGGUGGUGCAUUUGAGGUCCCAGGUCUCCCUCCGCCGCAACGUAAUACGGCCGAGGAUGCCCUCUUCCAAGACGGGGUUCAGCCCCUGCCUCCGCCGAAUAGGAGGUCGAGUUUGGGUGCUAAAACAGGCCAGACCUCGUCAAAGAACAUGCCCAUUAACGGCAAACUUCGCAAGUCACCAUCUCGAAGCGGAUCUAGGCGCAACAGUGUUGAUGCGCAAAUGAUCCAGCUGGCAGAGGCAGUGGCCAACAGCCCGCAGCAUGAUUCAAAGACUGGUGCUCGUUCCAAGGACAGCAGCCACUAUCCCCCUUCCUCGACUGCCGCGCCCCGUGGGCAUCGGUUGAACUUCUUCAGACGGUCCAUCGGAGGUAGCACCGCUCCGAGUCCUGUCCAACAUGCGUCACCAGUAGCCGAGCCACCCGCACCAACUGCGCCCCAAGCCCCGAUGGGUGUCCCAUCAUGGGUGCAGCGAAAUCACCCGGGCGAGGAGGACAGGGCCAGCGCGACACCGCCUCCCAUUUUGCGAAACCCUCGUCCGGCUCGUUCUGGCAGCUUUGACGAGGGUGCGCCUGUGUAUGAUCACGGCCCUACAGCCCCGACUACACCUAUGGCAAACCAUGCCCCGAACACGCCGAACGCAAAUGGAACGCCUGGCUCCACAGAGACCACACCCACGAGCAACUCUGCGAGUGGUGGCGCACCCUUGCACAAGCGGAAAUGCCAAUUGCCGCCAGGAACUGGUGAGGGCAAGAGCGGAGCCGGCGGUCCAGGAGAUCUGCCAAUAAGGGGAAUCUGGCCCAAUUGUGGCAAGUGGAUGACGUGUUGUACGAUGAGGACGAACCAACCAGGCCAUGAUCUGGAAUUUCAGUUGAAACCCGCCGAGAGUUUUCGAAAUCUGUCGGGAACGGGUGGGAUGGCGUUGAAUAGCUACAAGCGGAAAAGCACGGCGCUGUACUUCAGUCUAUGGAAGACAGUGCUUUGA